GAAGCUCCGCACCAGCAGCCACACGAUGAGCGGCAGAUUCUCGCGCUCGUUGUAGGUGGGCAGCAGCACCGAGUACUUGUCCCGUGAGGCUGCCAUGAUGGCGGCGGCCCUCGGAGAGGAGACGGCGCUUGCGUGUCAACCAGCCAAGCGGGCCUUUUGCCUCAGCGCCGGCGACGGAAACGGAAGAGGCGAGGCCCACCUCUUGAAGCUUCUUUCGGAUCCAUAAUUAAUACCUUCUUUUCUCCCCCCUUUCAAUUUGAGGGAAGAAGCGGCCGCUGAGGCGAUGUCUGAGCGCGCGGGAAAAAAGGCGCGCCUCUCAGAGGCCGACGGCUCGAGCGCGGCCUCUGAGGAGAUCAUCAUUCCCUCUCCUCUCCCCCUCCGCACAGAACUGAGCCGGCUGGAGAUCGAGCGCUACUCGCGGCAGCUGGUGCUCCCGGAGACCGGCGUGCGCGGGCAGCUGCUGCUCUCCGCCUGCUCGGUGCUGGUGGUGGGCUGCGGCGGCCUGGGCUGCCCGCUGGCGCAGUACUUGGCGGCGGCCGGCGUGGGCCGCUUGGGCCUGGUGGACCACGACGUGGUGGAGCUGAACAACCUCCACAGGCAGGUCCUGCACCGCGAGAGCCGUCUGGGCCGCUCCAAAGCCGGGUCGGCGGCCGCCGCUUUGAGGGAGCUCAACUCCACGGUGGAGUGCGUGCCUUACGAGCUGGCCCUCAGCCGGGACACGGCCUUGGAGCUGGUGCGGGCCUACGACGUGGUGGCCGACUGCUCCGACAACGUGCCCACCCGCUAUCUGGUCAACGAUGCUUGCGUGCUGGCGGGGAAGCCCUUGGUGUCGGCCAGCGCGCUCAGGCUGGAGGGGCAGCUCGUGGUGUAUGGCUACCGCGGGGGUCCUUGCUACCGCUGCCUCUUCCCCAAGCCCCCUCCUCCGGAGACCGUCACCAAUUGUGCAGACGGCGGGGUCUUGGGGGUCGUGCCUGGCAUCCUGGGGUCGCUGCAGGCUUUGGAGGUGCUCAAGAUCGCCGCUGGGAUAGGGACCUCUUUCAGCCAGGCUAUGCUGAUCUUUGACGCCUUGGAAGGCAGCUUUCGACGCAUCAAGCUGAGGCCCAGGAACCCCAAUUGCGCAGUUUGCGGGGACAAUCCCUUUGUGACCGCCUUGCAGGAUUACGAACUCUUCUGUGGGUCUUCGGCGACUGACAAGUGUCGGAUGUUAUGCCUCUUGAAGAACGAGGAGCGGGUGUCUGUGGAAGAGUACAAAAAGAUACUGGACAGCAAGGUCCCUCAUAUACUGGUAGAUGUCCGUCCCCCAGUAGAGGUGGACAUCUGUCGCUUGCCGCAGGCUGUCUUUGUGCCGUUAAGUAAGUUGCAAGAAAAAGACGAAGGCUGUCUGAAAUGUCUCGUCCAAAGGAUAUGUGAAGCAAGGCAGUUGUCAAAUGAAGAUACAGCUUUCCCAGUUUAUGUUGUCUGCAAAUUAGGAAACGACUCUCAAAAGGCAGUGAAAAUAUUGCAGGGAUUGUCUUAUCCUGGGCUAGGUUUAAUUUCUGCUAAGGACAUCAAAGGGGGGCUUACGGCUUGGGCUACCAAAAUCAAUCCUGAGUUUCCUCAGUAUUGAUUUUGUAUAAUAAUAAUCAUCUUUUUAGAACUUGAAGAUGCACUGAUCAUUGUCGUUAAGAUUAUUUAAAGAACCUCUUUAAUAAGUUUACAGUGGUGUAUUAGAAUAUUCAGUUUCUCUUGUCAGUUUUUUUCUUUAAUAAAAGCCAAAAGAUGUGUUUGCAUCAGUGUUUUAAAA
Molecule: messenger RNA, 1783 nt
Organism: Heteronotia binoei (common prickly gecko)
Lineage: Eukaryota; Metazoa; Chordata; Lepidosauria; Squamata; Gekkonidae
Gene: MOCS3
Product: molybdenum cofactor synthesis 3
Exons: 1
Coding region: 284-1606 (440 amino acids)
Biological process (GO): tRNA wobble position uridine thiolation; protein urmylation
Cellular component (GO): cytosol; cytoplasm
Molecular function (GO): adenylyltransferase activity; thiosulfate-cyanide sulfurtransferase activity; URM1 activating enzyme activity
Source: RefSeq, a predicted model, not a curated record